Molecule: messenger RNA, 6033 nt
Organism: Rhagoletis zephyria (snowberry fruit fly)
Lineage: Eukaryota; Metazoa; Arthropoda; Insecta; Diptera; Tephritidae
Gene: Lrrk
Product: Leucine-rich repeat kinase
Biological process (GO): protein phosphorylation
Molecular function (GO): protein binding; ATP binding; protein kinase activity
Source: RefSeq, a predicted model, not a curated record
AUGUGUCUCUUGCAGCAACCUACUGUAGAGCGAUGGCUGCCGUUCCAUGCCGCCUGCAUUAACGGGCAUAUUCAUUUACUCGAAUUGCUCAUCAACUUCAAAUACCCGGAAUAUUUGUAUGCUACAUAUCGCGAUGAAGAGGGUCAAUGGGAGUGGCGUUUGCCAUUCGAUCCGAAUGCUCAAGAUGUAACUGGUCAGACAUGUCUCUACAUUGCCAGUAUAUUGGGCAACAAAUCUUUGGUAAAUGUACUACUCAAGUGGCGUGUAAAGAGUCACAAAACCUUAAAUAUUGGUGAGGGAGGCUGUGUUGGCAACUCAGAGAUAGGUCCUGUCGGCGUUGAAAACAUUCACAAAAGUAGUAGCAGCACUUCGAUCACACCCACACGUAAGCGUAUUUCAUUCGGUAUCCAAGCAAUAAUGGCUAAACUGAAUAUAUCUGGGGAGGGUGAGAAUCUGAUCAAAGAGGAGGAUGAAUGCGAAAGGUGCCCCGUUAAUUUGAAUUUACUUUGUGGUGCAACUCGUGAAACAGCUCUCUUGGCGGCCGUGCGUGGUGGAUUUGUUGAUGUAGCCACAUUACUUCUGCAAAAUGGUGCCAAUCCAAAUAUUAUGGCUAAACCAGUAGAGGAUCACAAUGAUCCAAAAUGCAUGGAGGAAAUCUAUGGCCUUAGUAACGUACCCAUUGCAGAGGCAUGCAAGCAGCGUUCAUUACCGAUGGUUGAAUUGCUUUUAAGAUAUGGUGCUCGUGAUGAAGGUGGUACUGCACUAAUGGUAGCCGUCAAUUCCGAUGACGAGGAAAUAUUGAGCCGUCUGCUAGCGAAGCGCGUGCAUCCCGACUCCGAUUAUAAAAUCAACAAAAAGGGCUUACCGACGCCAGUUGAAGUAAACGUGUUCCUACCAUCGACAACGAAUAUUUCGUAUAGCGCAAUGUUUCCUAAUGUGCCAACCAUAAUUGAUUGGCAUAACAAUACAAAUGUUCAAUUGACAUUCGUACGUAUUAACUGGCUCGUUAAAGGCGUCCUACAACUUAAUCCCAAACUCCAAGGACACCCGAUGGUUAAUGAAGUGGCGCUGACAGCCAUAACGCGCAUUGAUUUGUCGCAUAACAACCUCAGUGUCCUCCCUAAAGAAAUUUUUAAAUAUCUAAACAUUGCACAGAAUAAAAUCGCCAGCCUACCUUUUCCUGCGCAAUCACCGAAUAGUGCAAAAUAUGAGUACAAUUGUCCGGUGCUUGAGGAACUUUUCAUGCAGGAUAAUCGCCUAGUAAUGAUACCUGCCGACAUUUUUUACUUGCCUUCGCUUACCAUUUUAGAUAUCUCAAACAACAAACUGCAAGAACUGCCGUUUGACAUGUGGAAAGCACCAAAAUUGCGAGAACUAAAUAUAGCAUUUAAUUUGCUGAAGGACUUACCAGUGCUACCGAUGCAGUCCUCAACAUCACACAUCAGUUUAGAGAAGUUGGAAUUGGAGCCGUUUUCUAAUAUCGAAUCCUCAGAAGCGUGCAAUUCCAAGCCACGCAAUUUAAAUUUCCAUCAGUUGAUACAUCGAAAUGUUUGGGCUAAUUCGUUAGAUAUAACCGAUAAUGACAUGAAGUGGAAUAAACCGAAGAAAGAAGAGGGAGUCUCAAAGUUAAAUAGCCUAAAUAUCGCUAAUAAUCUUUUUACCAGCAUACCUGUGGUGCUACCUUGUUUGGCGGUUAAUUUGACACGUCUCAACAUGUCGUAUAAUAGUUUAAGAUCUAUGGGACAUGUGACGGGCUACCCUUCAGCUCUGAAGCAACUUGAUCUAAGUCAUAAUGAAAUUUCUUGUUGGCCAAGUUUGCCGCGUAUCAGCGGUGAUCUCGACCCACAUUUGCUUUGCUACGGUUCGGAUCGUUCCACCAAUACGACGGAUGACGCAUCCACGUAUUCUAAGCCGGUGGGCAGUGGGAAAACAAUCUCAUUCCGCAGCACAGUACUUAAAAGCGUCUGUCGCCAUCGACGUCAUUUAAGACUUGAAUCGUUACGCACUCUUAUACUAGCCGAUAAUCUCUUGACUCGCAUACAGUUAUCCACUGAUGAUGCAACGACGCUUUUUAACGAAUCCGAAGAUGCAGACUGGAGUGUUGUGGGUGUGACAAAGUCCAAGAUAAUAUUUCCGAACUUAUCCAUGUUGGAUAUUAGCAACAAUUGUUUGAAGGAAAUUCCCACUUCAUUACAUGAAUUAAGUGGUCUCAGUGUAUUAAAUAUAAGUGGUAAUGUGAAUAUCACCGAUCUUCCACCGCAUCUUGGUCUUCUCUCACGCCUAUGGAACUUAAACACACGCGGCUGUAUGCUUCAGGAGCCACUUAAAUCGAUGAUCGAAAGUAAGAAGUAUAAGACAAUGGAUAUAAUUGGAUAUUUGAAGUCAAUUUAUGAGAAUUCCGUGAUAUACGCGCGCAUGAAGUUGAUGGUGGUAGGCGUACAAGGCAUAGGCAAAACGACUCUGUUAGAUUUGCUGCGCCAAGGUGGUGGAUCUCAGAAAUCACGUGCCUCAGAAAACCAUUGGGCCAGACGCAUGGGACAUGCGCGUAAUACGCCAAAGUCGAACUGUGCCGGAAACAUUUCGACGGUUGGUGUUGAUAUUGGGACCUGGAUAUGUGAAAAGCGUAAGAAAUCGCCCGGCUCACAUGGACCUGUAAUAUUUCGAACUUGGGAUUUUGGUGGCCAAAAAGAAUACUAUGCAACACAUCAGUAUUUUUUAUCGAAACGUAGUUUAUAUUUGGUACUUUGGAAAAUAACGGAUGGGCAUAAAGGACUUACUGAAAUACUCCAAUGGCUCGGUAACAUACAGGCUCGCGCACCCAAUUCUGCUGUCAUAAUUGUUGGAACGCACUACGAUGCAGUUGGAGACACGAUCACCGCCCAACAGGCAGAAGAACUGCAACAAAUCAUACGCGAAAAAUUUAUCGCUAUACCAGAUGCAGAAAAAGUUGGAUUACCGCGAGUAAUCGAUUCAAUAGAGAUAAGCUGCCGCACCUUGCACAACAUACGUCUAUUGGCCAAUAUAAUCUACGACACAGCAUUUAUGUUGCGUUCUCCCGGGUCUAAAGAACCGCUUCUGCUACAAAAGAUACCUGCUAGUUACAUAGCAUUAGAGGAUAUAGUCAAUGUUAUUGCUUGUAGUUUACGUACCGCUAAUGCAGACCCAGUACUUGAUGCGGACGAAUUUCGAAAACUUGUUACCGAAGAAAUGCGUUUGCAUAACUACAAAAGCUUUCGCGACGCGGCAGAACUUAAUCAAGCCACAAUGUUUUUGCACGAUAACGGUGUGAUACUGCAUUAUGACGACGCAACCUUGCGCGACUAUUACUUUUUAGAUCCACAAUGGCUGUGCGAUAUGUUGGCACAUGUGGUGACAGUACGCGAAAUCAAUCCUUUCGCUCCUACCGGUAUUAUGAAAGUGGAUGAUCUGGCAUUGUUGUUUCGCAAUAUAAAUUCACAGAAUAAAAACAAUCGAAGUUAUAUUCUUAGUUUAUUGAAUAAAUUUGAAGUAGCACUCACAUGGGACUCACGAACGUUACUAAUACCAUCCCUUUUACCACUUGAUGAAAGUUCAACACCUAAUACGGGCACCACCGUUAUGGCUUUUCAACGCUCGCGUGCACGUAAUUUUGGUAUAGAUUGUUCGAAUGGAAUCAGCACAAAUAAUCUAACAUUUGAGCCACAUAUAGAUAAUUCGAAAGACAUUGAAGUGGGCCUUAGGCGUAUUCUCUUGAUGACAUAUUUUCCUUCCGGAUUUUGGUCUCGUAUAUUAACAAGAUUAUUAGCCGAUGAGCAGAUAACCGACGCCAUCAGAUCAAUUUAUUUUCCCACAAAUAAUAAAUGUUUGGAAUUCGACAUGCGCAACUAUCUGGAGCGAGACACAAAAUGGAAUUUAUGGCAAACUGGCGUAUCUUUGUAUUUUAAUCAAAUUUUACUUUUUAAAAUAUGGGAAGUUCCAUUUAAGUCAACCUCUACAACUCAAUCAUUUCGAAGUCCGACAAAUCGUUUCAAACUAAAGCUGGAUGGUUUGUGGAGCGAUGUAAAUUUAUCAUCCUCCGGCAUAUUGGAAAUUUAUUUUCCCCUGAACAAUAUUGAGAUGUAUCAAGAGAUUUCUGCUGGUAAUCGUGAGCUCGUUGCACAUAUGGAACCAAAUAUGUCAAUAGUUUCAAAGUUACUGGCGCUGGCAGUAGAUCAUAUCGAUUUGUUGCUUGAAGAUUGGUAUCCAGCGUUGGGUACACGAUUCGUCCACACCUCAGAGGGACGAUUCCUGAUCACUCGUCUGGUUUUAUGCCCGAAAUGUUUGCAAAAACUAUUCUCUGGCAAUAGUGUAGAUAACAGAAAGCUUGACGACGGCGGUAGUCCUGCAGAUGUUCCCGGCAAAAGUAGGAAUGUGACUAGACGCGCCGGGAAAUUCGGUGAGAGUGCCGAGGAAGGUGCCAUGAAUUUGUUUUCGGCAUAUAUGAGUACAACAUUGUGGCGUGAACGAAAAUCAGAGGAUUCUUUGUGCCUUUCGGAUGCUGAUUCAGGGGUCGGACCUGAUUCUGCAUCCUCUUCUCGUAAUACAUCCGUCGACGGCCACCCUAUCUACGAACAGCACGAUGUAUCAAAUAUUUGCUACUGUUGGAUGGUUGAAGAAUGCAUACUAUCUGUUUAUAACCAGAAUAAAAUAGUUUGUCCCGUACAUUUGGAAAUGAAUAUGAUUAGAUUGGCACCUGAUGUGGUAUUCGCUGAUAUACCCGAUCGAUAUAGCAUUAACGCGGACAGCAUUAUUAAAGGUUCACUGUUGGGGCGAGGUGCAUUUGGCUUUGUAUUUAAGGCAACUUGUAAAAUAAAAUCAGCCCGCAGCUUUAAAGCAGUGGCUAUGAAAAUGCUCCAGCCUGUCCCACCUGGACCCAGAGCCAAGGAAAGCGCAUUGAUGGCAUAUAAAAUUGCAUUGGGCAAAUGGGAUCGUGAUCCAUUACAGCAUGCCUGUAAAGCGUAUUGUACUGCACGACAAGAAUUAGCGGUAUUGCUUACUUUGAAGCACCAAAAUAUUGUUCCCCUUGUGGGUAUUUGCAUCAAACCACUAGCUUUAGUGUUAGAGCUUGCACCGAUGGGCGGACUUGAUUCAGUUUUACGACAGUAUCGACGAAGCGGUGCACACAUUGGUCCCCACACUUUUCAGACUCUAGCCUUACAAGCGGCACGUGCAAUAGAAUACUUGCAUAGGCGUCGUAUCAUUUAUCGCGAUUUAAAGUCAGAGAAUGUGCUGGUUUGGGAUUUCCCACUGCCCCAUAGUGAAGAUACCCCACGAAAUUGCGUACAAAUAAAAAUUGCUGACUAUGGUAUUAGUCGUCAAACCGCACCAAGUGGAUCAAAGGGUUUUGGCGGUACUGAAGGUUUUAUGGCGCCUGAAAUUAUCCGCUACAAUGGCGAAGAAGAGUAUACGGAAAAGGUUGAUUGCUUUUCAUUUGGGAUGUUCAUAUAUGAAAUAAUAUGCUUACGUCAACCUUUCGAAGGUCAUGAGUCAAUCAAAGAGUGUAUCCUUGAAGGUAGUCGUCCACCACUUACCCAGCGUGAAGCUCAAUUUCCUUCAUAUUGUCUCGAUCUGAUGGUUCUGUGCUGGAACGAAUUGCCGCGGAAACGCCCAUCGGCCAGUCAAAUUGUUUCAAUACUAACCGCUCCUGAGUGCAUACACUUGUUAGAUGCCAUUGCCUUGCCCCAUAAUGAAAAGGUAGCAUGUGGCGCAUUUAACAUGCUUGCCACAGCAGAGGAUGAGACAAAUGGUUUUGAGCUUUGGCUGCCGGCCUACAAUUCACGUAUCGACAUACUCGAUAUUAUGCCUUCGGGAAGCUUUCUACAAGCCAGUAGUAUAAUGUGUAUGAAUCGUUUACAAAUGGUUAAUUCGUCACGUGCGGAGUUAAAUAAUGAAUCGGGUAGUCUGCGUUCAAGUUCUAUAGCGUGUCAACAUAAAAUAAAUAUGCUUUCUUGUUGUUUAAUUGGUGAUUGCAUCUGGAUAGGCGAUUCGGCUGGAAAUUUACAUUCCUAUAGAUGA